Aureobasidium namibiae CBS 147.97 is the source of this 1017-nucleotide messenger RNA. RefSeq lists its product as uncharacterized. Gene Ontology annotation, biological process: tRNA wobble adenosine to inosine editing. Lineage: Eukaryota; Fungi; Ascomycota; Dothideomycetes; Dothideales; Saccotheciaceae. The record is from RefSeq and is a predicted model, not a curated record. Gene Ontology annotation, molecular function: tRNA-specific adenosine-37 deaminase activity; RNA binding. The coding region runs from base 1 to 1017 and encodes 338 amino acids. The transcript has a single exon.
AUGAAAUGCCUGCCUCGUGACAAGAUACAAGCUCUAGGCGGCAAUGUCGUGCACGACAGUCAUGCUGAGAUUCUGGCUCUGCGGGCCUUCAAUCGCUUCCUUCUAGAUCAGUCUGCUUUGCUAUGUGCUGACCCUUCUGCUGACAAUCUCCUCCAAUCAUCCUCUGCACAUCACUCCUUCACAAUCAAUCCACAGACCACAAUCCACAUGUAUUGUAGCGAGGCUCCUUGCGGUGAUGCCAGCAUGGAACUCACCAUGGCUCAACAGGACGAUCAAUCUCCUUGGACAAGCACAUCUGUAGCCGAGCCCGACGACUUGUUCGGAAGAGGCUACUUCGGAACCUUGGGUGUAGUGCGUCGCAAACCUGCUCGUCCAGAUGCUCCUCCCACCUGGUCAAAGUCAUGCUCCGACAAACUCGCCCUCAAGCAAUACACAUCUGUGCUGUCCGCCGUCAGCUCCUUGUUGAUACAUCCAGAAAACGCAUAUAUCCACACUCUUGUCAUGCCUCGGAGCCAAGUGGUCCCCGAAGCCUGCGAUAGAGCUUUCGGUCUCAAUGGACGUCUGUCAGCAUUGCAACAUAUAUCCUCUGGUCGAUUUGCUUUUCGUCCUUUCACCAUUCGCCCAACGACCCGCGAGUUUGCAUUCAGCCGCCGAAUUGCAGAUCCAUCCACUACCUCAAUCGUACCAUCAAACAUCUCUUCCCUGACAUACGGUCCUAAGCAAGAGACGCUCAUCAACGGCUCGCUCCAGGGAAGGAAGCAAGGUGAUCCGAGAGGAGCUUCUGCCGUCUCCAGGCGCUCAAUGUGGGCUCUGGCGCUGCGGACCGCUGCCUUACUGGCGCAGCCUGCUCUCAUUGCUGCGCUAGACGUAAAGUCCUACGCGGACGUCAAGCGCAGCAAACUGCUAGCUGACCGGGAAGCGGCAAAGCACACAGCCAGAGACACAUCACUACGAGGCUGGAAGAGGAACGUUGGCGAUGACGAGUGGUCCUUGUCAGAACCGAAGUCUUCUCAAUGA